AUGGCGGGGUCCACGGUGCUUCAGUCUGCCACCAUUGACAGAGUAACCUUGAGGAGCUCGUUCAUUGGCGAGCCCCAAUCUCUGCGUGCCACGUCAGCAGCAGCCUCCUCCCAGACCCUCAACCAGCAAGGCCUGCUAGCCGGCCGCAUUGUCUGCAAGGAGUCACGAAUCGGCCGGAAACCCAUCCCCGUGCCGGCCGGCGUGACGAUCAAACUUGACGGCCAGUCGUUAGUGGUGAAGGGGCCUAACGGCGAGCUGUCGAGGGAGUACCCGCGGGAGGUGCGGCUGAGCGAGGAGGGUGGCGUCAUCACCGUCAACCGCGCGCUCGAGACGCGGCAGGCCCGCGCCAUGCACGGACUCUUCCGCACGCUGACGGACAACAUGGUGCAGGGCGUGGCGAAGGGGUUUGAGAAGAAGCUGCAGCUGGUGGGAGUGGGGUACCGUGCCGCCGUUGACAAGACCGAUCUCGUGCUUAACCUGGGUCUCUCGCACCAGGUGCGCAUGAAGGUCCCUGAUGGCGUGGCAGUGAAGGUGGAGGAGAACACGCGCAUCACCAUCAGCGGGCGGGACAAGGUGGCGGUGGGUGACUUCUCAGCGGCGGUGCGCAAGUGGAGGGAGCCGGAGCCGUACAAGGGCAAGGGUAUCAAGUAUGCGGACGAGGUCAUUCGGCGCAAGGAGGGCAAGGUUGGCAAGAAGAAGCCUCGCUGCAUCUGUGAGAGAGAGACGACGAUGGGGAGCUCCAAGGCGAACAAAGGAAGCCGAGAGGAUUUUGGGUCGUUGAAAGGCAUGAGGGGUGACGAGACCUGCGACGCCAAUGACUCCCCAGGAAGCAGCGAGAGGAAUGAUGACGAGAUGACGAGGUUGGAAGCGCAGGUUCAGGGUUUGAAGCACAGAAUGAAGAGCAGCGAUGAAUCCGAGUCACCGCAUUCCACCGACCUCAAUUCAGCUGAAGCGGUUUCACCUUUCAAAAUGUCCGAGCUUUGUAUCUUUCUGCUGCUCAACUUCACCCCUCCUGAGUCGCACUUCGUGGUUCGGUUCCUCGUGCAGCUCAUCCCGCUGCUCCUCCCCAUCGCGCACCACCUCCUCAAACUCCUCUGUCAGUCAUGUGAGUCCGUGGCAGAGGCGUUCAAAGGAGUGCUGGAGGGUAUGGGCCGGUGGGGGGAGGAGGCGGAUAGAGCUUUGGCAGGAAGUGUUGAGGCGAUGAAGAGGUGGUGGGAUGGGGCGGAUGAGGCACUGAAAGCAUGGGGAGAGGAUGUGGGCAAGGCUGUGAAGGCGUGGGGGGAGAGCUCUGGGCAGGCAGUGCAGGAGCAUAUGGAAGAGAUGAGUAAGUGGGGCGAGAGGAAUGCGGAGGCGGUCAAAGGGAUGGGGGCGGAGAUUAAUCGAUGGGGAGAAGGUAAGGCAGAAGAGGUGAAAGCGAGUAUGGAAGGCGUGGGGGAGUGGGGAGGGGGAGUGGCGGAGGGGAUGGGAAAAGGGAUGGAUAAGUUUGGGAAAGAUGCAAGUGAGGCGUUUGAAGGGAUGGGAGAGUGGGGAGGGAGGGUGGCUAAGAAGAUGGGGGAAGGAAUGGAUAGGUUUGGAAAAGACACUGGUGAGGCGGUUCAAGGGAGUGUUGAAGGGAUGAAAAGAGGAGCGCUGGAGGAGAUGGGUGAGUGGAAGGAGGAUGUGGAGAGGGCUUUAAACGAGAGCGUUCGGGAAAUUAAGGAUUGGUGGGAUGGAGCUGAUGAGGCGGUGAGGGAGUGGGGUGGGGGGGUGCGGAAGGCAUUGCGGGCGUGGGGGAAGGAUGCUGGUCGGACAGUGAAGGAGAAGAGGGAGGAGGCGUUGGAUGCAGUGAAGGAGGGUGGGGAAGAGGCAGCAGAGGCCGUAAAGGAGCAUGUUGAUAGGGCGAGGGAUUGGGGAGAGGAAAAUGUGGAGGAGGUGAAAGGAAUUGGAAAGAAGAUUCAUCGAUGGGUUGAGGGCAAGGCCAAAGACUUGAAAUCGGAUAUGGAAGAUGUGGGGAAGGGAGGUACUAGAGUGGCAAAGAAGGUGGGGAAAAAAAUGGAUAAGAUUGGAGAAGAUGCUGGUGAGGCGGUUGAAGCGGGUAUCAAAGGGGUGAAAAGGCGGGGAAAAAGUAUAGGCGAUGCUAUCAAAGGGGGCAGACAGAUUAAGAUGCAAUGUAAAAAACCACUGCUGAACUAG
Messenger RNA from Closterium sp. Yama58-4, 2172 nucleotides. The record is from the annotation of a GenBank genome assembly. Lineage: Eukaryota; Viridiplantae; Streptophyta; Zygnematophyceae; Desmidiales; Closteriaceae.